Bufo gargarizans (Asiatic toad) is the source of this 6361-nucleotide messenger RNA. RefSeq names its product GTPase activating protein and VPS9 domains 1 (gene GAPVD1). Gene Ontology annotation, biological process: regulation of GTPase activity; vesicle-mediated transport. Gene Ontology annotation, molecular function: guanyl-nucleotide exchange factor activity; small GTPase binding. The record is from RefSeq and is a predicted model, not a curated record. Lineage: Eukaryota; Metazoa; Chordata; Amphibia; Anura; Bufonidae. Gene Ontology annotation, cellular component: cytosol; endocytic vesicle.
GUGCGUCAUGAGGUCUCAGGCACUGGUUCCUGCGCAUGCGCGGAGCUCUGUAUCUGGGAGGUUGCGACUGACAAGGAGUCCGGCAGCACCGGAGGGCGGAGACCGGGCCAGAGAGAUCCGUGUCAAGCGGUUCUCAUCGCGUCCCAGAAUGGUGAAGCCGGAUAUCCACACCCUUGCCCGCCACCUCAAGCAAGAACGCCUGUAUGUUAAUUCGGAGAAGCAGCUCAUCCAGAGGCUAAAUGCCGAUGUGUUGAAAACGGCAGAAAAGCUGUACCGCACGUCUUGGAUUUCUAAACAGCAGAGAAUCAACUUGGACAGGCUUAUUCUCACCAGUGCUGAAGCAUCACCUGCAGAAUGUUGUCAGCACGCCAAGGUGCUGGAGGACACCCAGUUUGUGGACGGCUACAAACAGCUAGGAUUUCAGGAGACCUCGUAUGGCGAGUUUCUCAAUCGGCUCCGGGAGAACCCAAGGCUGAUUGCAUCUUGUCUUGUGGCUGCGGAGAAGCUUAACCAGGAGAACGCUCAGAGUGUCAUCCAGACUGUCUUCACGUCUCUGUAUGCAAACUGUAUAAUGCAGGAGGAUGAAAGCUACUUGCUCCAGGUAUUACGCUACCUGAUUGAAUUUGAGCUGAAGGAAAGCGAUAACCCUCGUCGACUGCUCCGGAAAGGUACUUGUGCCUUCAGCAUCAUCUUUAAACUUUUUUCUGAGGGACUCUUCUCAGCCAAGCUCUUCCUAACAGCAACUUUACAUGAGCCCAUCAUGCAGCUAUUAGUUGAGGACGAAGAUCAUCUGGAGAUAGAUCCAAGCAAGCUUAUUGAGCGCUUCUCUCCAGCUCAGCAAGAGAAAUUAUUUGGGGAGAAGGGCAGUGACCGCUUUAGGCAGAAGGUCCAGGAGAUGAUAGAUUCCAACGAAGCCAAGCUGGUAACACUGGUCAACAAAUUUAUCGGUUAUUUAAAACAAAAUACCUACUGCUUCCCACACAGCCUGAGGUGGAUUGUAUCUCAGAUGUACAAAACUCUGUCUUGUGUGGAAGGUCUGGACGUCGGUGAAGCAAGGUCUAUGUGCACCGACCUCCUGCUGACCUGUUUCAUCUGCCCUGCCAUAGUGAAUCCAGAGCAGUAUGGGAUUAUAUCUGAUGCUCCAAUCAACGAAGUGGCUCGAUUCAACUUGAUGCAGGUCGGCCGCCUCCUGCAGCAGUUGGCUCUGACGGGAUUUGAGGAAGCGGAAUCGCGUGGCAGGAACAAUCUCAGUAAAUUUGACAAAGGCUGUGUUGCUGCUUUUUUGGAUGUAGUUAUUGGAGGCAGAGCGGUGGAAACUCCUCCAUUAUCUUCUGUAAAUCUCCUGGAAGGGUUAAGUCGCACCGUUGUGUAUAUGACAUACAGCCAGCUUGUCACUUUGCUUGGAUUCUUGCGCAGUGUCAUAUCUGGGGAUCAGCUGCGAGAGGAGGAUAGAAUGGCCCUGGAAAACCUACUGGUGACAGUGCCACAAACCAAGCCAUGCAAGAACAACCAUGACAGCACUCCUUACAGCACUCCUCAGCUGUCCCCCGCUACCACCCCAGCCUGCCGAAAGAACAGACUCCCUAUAGGGCAGCAGCUUGCAGCCAUGACAGUCUGGGACACGUCCGCCUCAAACCUCUCCGCUCAUAUAAACCUGGUGACUCCAUUUGUGACUCGCAGCAGGAGCAAAACCAGCCUCCUGGAGGCCGAACACGAGGGGUCCCCUCAAGAUGCCAUACCCCAAGAUCAACCUGAGGAAGUGCUCGUAAUUUCACUGGGAGCAGGGCCGCAGCUUACCCCGGGCAUGAUGUCCGAGAAUGAGGUUCUGAAUAUGCAGCUUGUGGACAGUGGACAAGCGGAUGUUCCUGUGGACGACACAAAGCUUCAUGGGAAGCCCGACAAGACCUUGCGCUUUUCUCUCUGUAGUGAUAACUUGGAAGGCAUUUCAGAAGAAGAAGGAAAUAUGUCUACACCAGGUCCCUCGAACCGUUCCAACUCGGUGUCAUCCCUGGACCUGGAAGGAGAGUCGGUGUCAGAAAUGGGUGCUGGGCCCUCAGGCAGAAAUGGUGUGGAGGCGCUGCAGCUGCUGGAGCAUGAACAGGCUACCACACAGGACAACCUUGACGACAAGCUGCGCAAGUUUGAAAUUCGGGAUAUGAUGGGAUUGACCGAAGACCGAGAUAUCUCUGAGACAGUUAGUGAGACAUGGAGCACGGACGUUCUUGGCAGCGACUUUGACCCAAAUAUUGAUGAAGACCGGCUGCAAGAAAUGGCUGGUGCAGCGGCAGAAAAUAUGCUGGGUAGUCUGCUUUGCUUACCUGGGUCGGGCUCCAUACUACUUGACCCUUGUACUGGAUCCACUAUAUCGGAGACCACCAGUGAAGCAUGGAGUGUAGAGGUCCUGCCCAGUGAUUCGGAAGCACCAGACAUGAAGCAGGAAGAGCGGCUGCAAGAACUGGAGAGCUGCUCCGGGUUGGGCAGUACAUCGGAUGACACCGAGGUGCGGGAGGUCAGCUCCAGACCCAGCACUCCAGGUCUGAGUGUGGUGUCAGGCAUUAGUGCAACUUCUGAGGACAUCCCCAACAAGAUAGAAGACCUCCGCUCUGAGUGUAGCUCCGACUUUGGAGGAAAGGAUUCAGUAACGAGCCCUGAAGUUGAGGACUGUGUUCAGAACAUUCAUCACACCACGUCUCCCCCAUCCCAGACAGAGUCCUUGUUAGCCAUGUUUGAUCCCUUAGCGCCAGCAUCUAAUGAAGUGGUGCGGCCCAAAGUACACUAUGCAAGACCCUCUCACCCUCCUCCUGAUCCACCCAUUAUGGAAGGAGCUAUGGGAGGCAGUGAAGCUCGACUGCCCACGUUUGGCUCGCAUGUCUUUGUUCCCACGGACUCUGACUCCUAUAGGCAGAGGCACUCUUGUCCUGAGAGAUUAGUGCGCAGCCGUAGCUCUGACAUAGCCACAUCCAUACGGCGGCCUAUGAGUGAUCCUGGCUGGGCAAGAAGAGCAGGAAAUGACGAGCGAGAGUUGCCACCUGGUGGAAUGGCGUUGGGUCCAUCUGCAGGGAUCAAUGCCUCGCAGUCGUCCUCAUCCUCACCUAGCAAGGAUUCUUCAAGGGGGGAGCCAGAAGAAAGGAAAGACAGCGAUGACGAGCGUUCAGACCGUAACAGACCUUGGUGGAGGAAACGCUUCGUGUCAGCGAUGCCCAAAGCCCCUAUUCCCUUCCGGAAGAAGGAAAAGCAGGAGAAGGAGGAACUUGGGCAGGACAGAUUCUCCAUGCCAGAUGACGCAACAUCUAGACUUGGUCCCCACUCUCAGGCUGCAGAAGACAUUCUUGACAAGUAUAGGAAUGCCAUCAAGAGGAGUAGCCCAAGUGAUGGAGCCACAGGCUCCUAUGAGGCAGCAGAUGCCAUCGGUGAUGGAGAAAGUCUUCACGAUUCCCCUAGAGAGGAAGCCUUGCAGAAUAUGACUGCUGAUGAUCUCCUGGAUUCUGCCAGCCAAACGGCUCCUCCACCGGACUCCUCCUUCUCUUACAGGGAUGCAAAAAAGAAGUUGCGAUUAGCAUUAUGCUCUGCUGAUUCUGUUGCAUUUCCAAUGCUUUCCCACUCUACGCGGAAUGGUCUUCCUGAUCAUAAUGAUCCUGAAGACAAUGAGAUUGUGUGCUUCCUGAAAGUCCAGCUGGCCGAGGCCAUUAAUCUACAGGACAAGAACCUCAUGGCCCAGAUUCAGGAGACCAUGCGCUGUGUGAGCAGAUUUGACAACCGGACUUGCAGCAAGAUCCUUGCCUCCAUAGCCGAGGAUUACAGGAAAAGGGCCUCCUAUAUUGCAUAUCUGACGAGAUGUCGCCAGGGGCUACAAAGCACACAGGCUCACCUUGAACGGCUGCUGCAGAGAGUUCUUCGUGAUAAGGAAGUCUCCACGCGAUAUUUCACCACUGUUUGCGUCCGUCUCUUGUUGGAGAGCAAAGAGAAAAAGAUCCUGGAGUUUAUUCAAGAUUUUCAGAAGUUAACAGCAGCCGAUGAUAAAACUGCGCAAGUGGAGGAAUUCUUGCAGUCCCUGUACGGAGCUAUGGCCCAAGAUGUGAUUUGGCAAAAUGCCAGCGAGGAGCAGCUACAGGACGCGCAAACUGCAAUUGAGAGAAGCGUGAUGAACCGUAUUUUUAAGCUGGCCUUCUACCCCAACCAGGAUGCCGACGCACUACGUGAUCAGGUGUUAUACGAACACAUCCAAAGAUUGUCCAAAGUGGUGACAGCCAAUCACAGAGCUUUACAGAUCCCGGAGGUCUACUUGAGGGAAGCUCCGUGGCCUUCUGCACAGGCUGAAAUCCGUACCAUUAGCGCGUACAAAACUCCCAGCGACAAGGUGCAGUGUAUCCUGCGCAUGUGUUCAACCAUUAUGAACCUUCUAAGUCUCGCUAACGAGUACUCCGUCCCUGGAGCGGAUGAUUUUGUCCCUGUCCUGGUAUUUGUCCUUAUUAAGGCUAACCCACCCUUCCUGCUGUCCACGGUACAGUACAUCAACAGUUUCUACUCAAAUCGUCUAACUGGAGAGGAGUCCUACUGGUGGAUGCAGUUCACUGCCGCAGUGGAGUUCAUUAAAACCAUUGAUGAUCGCAAGUAACGGUGUCGACCAGCUGCUUUAUAAAAGGAAGUGACUUCUGCCUGCCAGCAGAGGGCAGCAGAGCCCUGCUUCUUGUAUCAUACCUGUACAGAGAGGAGGUGGAGGAGCCUUUGUGCACUGAGUUGGUUUUUCCUUCUUCUAAGUCCCUUCUCCAUUUCUAACACUGCAUCCUCUUACACAGACUUGAUACUAAACAGAAAUCAUGUUUUUGCUCAGAAUUUUAUUUAUUUUUUUGGUGUAGAAACGCAAAAAGGGACCACGUCAAGUAUUUUAGAUUUAAGAUCCACUUGACAGCUCGUUUUCAGGUUGUCACUGCAAUCUAAUUAAAAGUAGCUAUAGGGAUUAGUGGCAAUAAUUGAGAUUAUAUCUAUAUAUAUGUGUAUACAUAAAAACUCACUUUGCUGCCUUUUGGGAGUGAAGUGUAUAUAAAGGGUUGCGGGUUACAGUCACUUCAGGUCCCCUCUCCAACUAUUGCCAAAAUUGGUUGUGAAUGGGAUUUUUUAAAAUCAAUAUCCUCUAUAGUCUUGGAAAUCUAAAACAGCAGGAUUUUACUUAAAUUCCAUCGCAUCAUGGUCUGAGCGGCCAUUUUGUAAUUUAAUACAGUGAGAAUGCAGCUUAAGGUUGAUUAUUGGUAUCCCAGAGACACCAUCUAUGUGUAAAGAUUACUAUGUAACGCCAUGCCUGCCGGGAGAUUUUAAACAGAACAUUUCUACUAUGGAAGAAAUAUCGGGGUAUGUUCCCAAAGGGUGAAAUCUGCAGCAUUAACUGACGUCCCGCAGAUCUGAAAUCCACACCGCAGGUCAAUUUCAGCAUGGAUACGGAGCAGAUUUUCACCAAAGCGUCUGGAUGAGAUUUCUAAAAUGUCAUCCUCUUUGCUGCUACUAGAAACACUGUAGAUUUUCCACCGCAAUUGGGGUUCAUGCACAUGACCGUAGUUUCGGUCCACAUCCGAUAUGCAUUUUUUUUAGGCAGAUCAGAUGAGGACCCAUUCAUUUCAGCGCGGCCGAAAAAGAUGCAGACAGCACACCGUUUGCGCUCAGCAUCUGCACGUUUAUUCCGUGGCCCGCAACAACAAAAAAAAGGUACUAUUUUUGUCCGUUACGCUGACAAAAAUAGGAAUUUAAAACAGGCCACGGGACUUGGAGAAGGGAAAAUGAAGCACAUGGAACGCAAAAACGGAUAUGGCCGUGGGCCUGAGGCCUAACGCGGUGUGAAAUCUGCAGCAUAUACGCCACAUGGGAACAUAAACUCAUGCACAUGUUCAGGGUCACUAAAUUUUUAAUGGUCAGUCCUUUGGGUCCUGUAGAAGACCUUGUAAAUCUUGUAACAUAGGUGGAUGUGAAGUAUGUGUGUACGUAUCGAUAUGUAUACAUCUGGUGGAAUUCAUUGAUCCAACACUGUAAAGACUUCCAGGAAGAUAAAUCCAGGGAAAGCGCAAGUAGUUGGCUAUACGUCUUCAAACGGUAGUCUUGGAAGAUUCCGGAUUAUUUGGCACCUCUGUACCAGACUAUUGGAACGACCAUACUGAACGUUGGAUUAAAUGGAUUUGACCAUAUGUGUAUGUGUUCAUAUUUAUACCCAUAGAAAGAACAGUACAUGGAACUUUUCUAUAUUAUUACAGAAUUUAACAUGUAUGAUAUAAACGCAAGGUUGAGGUAGCGCAGAACAGAUGGUUGUCUUCUGUAAUAUUUCCUAAGAAACUGGUAGUUUCUCUGCUUCUACAAUAAACUUUCUGUAGAAAACCUG